AGUGUCUGCUGACCAAUUAUGGAAAGGUGUCACCAGUGUCAGCAAUGCUGGAAAGAAGAGGGGUCGAGGGAAAGGUGUUGGUAAAAGAAUGGCAAAGAAUCUAAAUAGGGGCCAGAUUAUUGGCCUAGGUAGUGAAAAUGUUCAGUGGCCUGGUCUCAGUGGUCCAGUUUUGCGUGGAAAGGAACUUGUUCAGCAGCAAAAACUACCAAAAGAUGAAGAGAGAGAAGCAAAACUUUUGAAGUUACGUGACAACAUGGGUGUUUUUCGCCCUUUGCGUAUUGAUCCCCUAGAAAGAGGUUGGAGUGGUACAAAAAUGCCUGGAAGAAGCAUAGGGCCUCCAGAUCCAAUUGGUGAAGAUACGUUUGAAGGGUUUGAUACCAAAGUACUAGAGUUCAAAACUGUGACACACAUGAGUGGCAUCUUUGGGCGAAAAAAGCGAAUGAGUUUGUUUGUUGUCACAGGAAAUGGCAAUGGCUUAGGUGGAUUUGCUCUUGCUAGAUCUACCACGGUUCCUGGAGUAAUAAAAAAGGCAAAGAACAGGGCUUCUCAAAAGCUUAUAUACUUUGAAAGAUACAAUGGACAUACACAUUACGUUGGCGGCAUGUUUAUUGAGUAA
Molecule: messenger RNA, 616 nt
Organism: Macrobrachium nipponense
Lineage: Eukaryota; Metazoa; Arthropoda; Malacostraca; Decapoda; Palaemonidae
Gene: mRpS5
Product: small ribosomal subunit protein uS5m-like
Exons: 4
Coding region: 89-616 (175 amino acids)
Biological process (GO): translation
Cellular component (GO): ribosome
Molecular function (GO): RNA binding; structural constituent of ribosome
Source: RefSeq, a predicted model, not a curated record